Messenger RNA from Fopius arisanus, 1415 nucleotides. RefSeq names its product odorant receptor 22c. The transcript is spliced from 9 exons. The record is from RefSeq and is a predicted model, not a curated record. Gene Ontology annotation, biological process: sensory perception of smell; detection of chemical stimulus involved in sensory perception of smell. Gene Ontology annotation, molecular function: olfactory receptor activity; odorant binding. Bases 110 to 1261 code for a protein of 383 amino acids. NCBI's taxonomy places the organism in Eukaryota, Metazoa, Arthropoda, Insecta, Hymenoptera, Braconidae. Gene Ontology annotation, cellular component: plasma membrane.
AAUAAUUCUGUCAAGUCCAGAUGUUGUUUUCAUACUCAAAGUUGUUAUCUUGUACGUGGCGUUACUGCGCGAUGAGUACCGCUCAUACAUUCGUAUUGUGAUAGUCAAGAUGGAUUUCUGGGAUCAGAAUUACUUUCGACUAGCCAAGAUAACAUCCUGUAUAGUUGGACAAUGGCCGAAUCAAUCAGUGAAAGAACUUAUCCUGACCCGUGGACUUCUAUUGACACUGACUAUUAUCCAGCUGAUACCGCGGAUCAGAGCUGUUGUACUCCACAGCGACGAUCCUCAGAUUGUCUUUGAUGCUAGCGGUCCAUUCAUGAUUGACACAAUAUUAGUGAUAAAAAUCAUAAACAAUUGCUACAACUUCAAGAAGAUGAAAACUCUGUUGAGUAAGGUCAAGGAAAAUUGGACGAUCUUCUCAAAGGAUGAGAUGCAAGUACUCCAUGAAUACACCGCCGCUGGGAGAAGAGUCUCCAUGAUAUAUUUGGUGUCGCUAUUCUGUGGAGCAGUGGUAUUUGCAACAGAACCAUUGCAAUUGCGUCUAAUUCAUACAUUCAUCAAGACAAAUGCCUCUCUACCUCUAUUCCCCAUGCCCGUGGACUACGGCUCGAUAGACGUUGAUAAAUAUUACUGGGGGCUCUUUUCAUUAGCCGAGAUAACGACUUGUCUCAUAGUCAUUGGCAUCCUAUCCUGCGAUCUACUAUUCUUUAUCUACGCGUAUCACGCAUGCGGGCUGUUCGCCACCCUAGGAUACACUAUUGAGCAUCUGCCGAGUGACCGCGAUCCUAAUUCGAGCAGAGGAAUUCGCCAUGUGAAACGCUGCGUUCAAAUUCAUCAUCGAGCCACAGAAUUUGCCAAUGAGCUUGCGGGACUCUACAUUUAUAACUUCCUCGCUGUUAUCGGGCUUAAUAUGAUUAUCAUCAGCAUAACUGGCGUGCAGACCGUGGUUCACUUGGAUGCGACUGAAAAAAUCGUUCAGUACGGCUCCCUAACAAUUACUCAACUUGGACAUCUGUUUAUGGAGUGCCUGCUGGGUCAGCGUCUCAUGGAUCACAGUCUGAGUAUUCAAGAGCACAUAGGGAAUGCGGAGUGGUACUACAGCUCUGUAAAAUCACAGAAAAUGCUGAGUUUAUUGCUCAUGAGGAGUCAGCUGCCGUGCACACUCACAGCUGGAAAGUUCCUGAUCAUGAAUUUGGAAACGUUUAAUUUGAUUGUUCGGACUUCAGCGUCGUACUUCACAGUUCUAUUAGCCACUCAGUGAUUGCACUAGCCAUAAUCGAUAUUUAAGUCUAGAUUUUUAGAUGCUGAUUGCCAACCACUUGUGAGACGUCAUCUAUUCUUGUAAUUUGCAAUACGAAAUAAAUAAGGGAGAAAACCCGGCAAUUUCACAGGUAAUUCACGUUCCAAAUAUUGGA